This is a messenger RNA of Chara braunii, 1349 nucleotides long. Lineage: Eukaryota; Viridiplantae; Streptophyta; Charophyceae; Charales; Characeae. The record is from the annotation of a GenBank genome assembly.
GCGGAGUAAAGGAAUACUUGUUAAAAGAGAAGGGCGUAUGAACGGGAGAGGAAGAGGGAGGGGAAGAGGUAGAGGAAGGUGGUCUGGUUGCGGUCGCUACUGGAUGGAUCAGUCGACCCAGGCCAAUGGAUAUCCACCACACCCAUCAGCCCCACCUCAGCCUCCUCCACCUCCUCCGGUCCCCACAUAUCCCCCAUAUCCUCCAUACCAACCAUUCGCGCCAUAUGGCCAACCGUACUGGGGACAACCACCGUUCCCAACGGUACAGCCUGGACUGACUGGGGGAGGAUAUGAAAACGGGUAUGGUAAUGGGUAUGGCUACAACAACGGUAACUGGCGAGGGAAUAACCCGAAUAGAGCAUUCUUCACGAAGGAUCAAGCUGACUUCCUGGAGAAGCUGAAGUUUAAGGAAGCAGUGCAGGAGGCAGCGAAGCAGCAGACAGGAGAUAAGCAGACCAGCAACCGGAAUGCAGAAACUGGAUUGAAGAUAGUAGAAAUUGGAGCAAGGAAGGUCGAGGAUAAAGAGGAAGUGAUGAAGAACAGGGUUACAAAAACUUUUGGAGGGUCCCUGAAGCUACUCUCGACUAAAUUAGAAAAGGUGGACCGGAAGUCGAAGCUGGCCGAGGAAGAGAAGGAGGAAUUAAGGCGCCUCCGAGCAGAGAAGGAACUGCAGGAGCUCAAGGAGGCAUCAAGCAACGAGAAGAGGAAGAGACUGCCAACAACUCCAACUACAUCUCCUAAAGUGGAACGGGUCCGCGAUGACGGGGCGAAGCUGAUCAAGAAGGGGCGAGGGAAUCUGACAAGCAAGUUUGAAGAUGCAAAAGGCAAAGGGAAGGAAAAGGUUACGGACGACAUGACAGAGAUUAAAGACCUACUGAAGCAGCUUGUAACGAGCCUUGGUCAGACCAAGAUGAAUGCAGCAACGACGGAUCCAGCUCAGGAGGGGAUGAGUCGUGAUGAGAAAGGGGAAUGCAGCAAGAAGGGGGACGAUAGGACGGAGGAGGGAAAGGAUCAAACUGAAGGAGAGGUCUUCACCGAUGAUAGAGAUGAACUGGGACUAGCAGGGUACAUGAAGAACCGGGUGGAAAAUUACAGCUCAAUGCACUACACACACAUCAUGGCACUCUGCAAGGAGAGGAACAUAGAGUACACAAGGAAGGGACUCAGAGUUAUGGAACUGCCUCGCCUUGACUUGGAAGAAUAUAUGAGAUGCUUACGCGAAAUAGAGGAGAAUGGGGCCAAAGUGGUGAUGUCGGAGGAUAAUGCGCCAUCUAACAACAAGGAACAGGACAUCCAGGGAAACUAGAGCUGCGAUCUCUCAGAUCCCCCCGACGGCUGUUUUCACGCGU